CUGACCAGCUGUUUCGUCUGUUUUUUAGACUGGUGCUCGUCUGUCUACACGUGGGGAAGAGACUUUCGUCGGGGACACGUUUAAUAAACUCACUUGAGCAAUAUCGCUCUCAUCGUGGCGACACCGAGGACCCUACAAUACUGUUCAACAGUUGAUUAUAAAGAGCAGCUGGGAUUGCCGGGAGCGUGCGCGCCACAUCCAGAUCAUGUGAUGCAUUCCUCCAGGUGUAGCUGUUAAUGUCCUGAGGAAAUGCCACUGAGGUUUCGUUCGGUCGUGCCCUACACACUGCCCGGAGUCCUUGCACUGAUUGGCUGGUGGUGGUACAUCUCGCGGAAGAAAGAGCGGCUUAUCAGCCAUGACAGCCCAAACGGGGCUCCAACAACACCGGGUCUUACACCUCCAGCCGAGAGUAGCAACGGUUUGGAUGAGAAAGGGCCUAUGUUUCCCACAAAUGACACAGAAAGCCCCACCCACAGACCUCCGAAGGUCAAUAACUUGAGAACAGAAAAUGAGAAUUUAGCCCAAAUCCAAGUGCAUAGCACUGAAGCAGUACCCUCAAUCAAACCAAAUUCUGAGGAAGCUGCCCCCCCACUUGACAGAAUAAAUAAAAAAGAAGUCCAUAUACUCUCAGCCUUGACUCAUCUAUCCCCUUGCAAAGAAGACAAUCCACAGAGGUUAUUGAAAGUCAACAAAGACCUGGAGAGAAGAUCAACACCCUUCUUGGUAAAAGAGCUAGAGGACCACCUAGUCAUAGAUCCAGCCUCUCCUGAAGCCCCAGCAAAAGGGGUCAUCUUGCCCUGCCAGUCUACCAAAGUCACCAGCUCCCCCACCACAACACACCUUUCUGAUGCAAAGAGGCCAGAGCCUGAAGGGGAAGUCGCAAAUCACUACAGCACUGUUAAUACGCAAGAUGAGAAGGUUGUUUGUGCAGCCACCACGCCUAAAGUGCAGCGAGGUAUCCCUUCAGAGGCAGACUCUCUAGAGACACCCCCUUCAGCACAGGAUUUCCACCAUCACAUUCUAACCAGCACACCUACCUCCCUGGCCGCAACCGCCACAGCCCUGAAAACGGUCCAAGACUAUGCCACCAUAUCACAGACCGAAGAAGACACUCAGGCACUCUGUGGCCAUGGGAAGCAUCAGGAUCUGGAACUACUAGCAGCUGGACUAAUAACUGAGGUCAUCUCAGCAGCUACGCAGGAGAUCCUGGGUGUCACCAGCUGCCAAUUCACACAGCCCAGUUGCAGUAGCAGCACACCACUGGCUAGCGCCAACCAGUGCUCCCAACAGGAGCCAACGGCAAUGCGGCAGCAGCAUCUACUGACUAGCCCCUCUAAGAGAAACACUGAGUCUGGAGAGGCCAAAGGGCAAGGGAUGCCUAACGGAUGUUCCUCCACUCCAGUAUGGGAGCCUGUUGAGAUCAGUCACAGGGCUCGUCAGACUAACCAUGCACAGAAAGGCCAUUGGCUAACGCCCUCGCCUCAAGAAGCACAAAGUACCCUUUUGCCAAACUUGAAACUGAAAGGCGAUGAAGCAGCGCUGGCUGACGACUCUGCCUGUAGUACAUGCCACUCAGAGGAUGGCAUGAGCAAUGAGGACCCUCAGUACAGCAUGCCUGAAAACGAAAUUGAUGCAAUCCAGGUUACAGACUUGUCAUCAAAAGAAGCAACACAGCCUCAAUCCCAGGACAGUGUCUCAGAGGAAGCUGAAGGAAUCUCACUGGAAGCUGUGUGCGAGAUUAAGAGGCUCAAUGGAAUGGACCUCAGAAAUGGAGCUCACGGAACAUGUGAGGGGGAGACGGACCAAUCAGGAGGGUCUGAUGUAAACAGCAUGGACUCUGUGGACAGCGGCUGCACUAUGGGUGCUGGGGAGGGCCAGACCAACCACGCUGCCUUUUCCAACGCUGAGCUCGUCAUCUGGGAGAUUGAGGUGCCAAAGCAUCUUGUAGGGCGUUUAAUAGGGAAGCAGGGAAGAUAUGUGAGUUUCCUGAAGCAGAACUCUGGCGCGAAGAUCUACAUCUCCACCCUGCCUUAUACACAGGAGUUUCAGAUCUGCCACAUAGAAGGUACGCAGCAGCAGGUUGACAAAGCCCUGUCUCUGAUUGGAAAGAAGUUUAAGGAUCUGGACUUGACCAAUCUAUAUGCACCUCCGCCACCCGCACUAACAUUGCCAUCACUUCCUAUGACGUCCUGGCUCCUGCUCCCCAGUGGAGUGACUGUGGAAGUGAUAGUGGUAAAUAUCGUGUCAGCUGGUCACGUCUUCGUCCAGCAGCACACCCAUCCCACUUACCAUGCUCUGCGGAGCCUCGACCAGCAGAUGUUCCUCUGCUACUCUCAGCCGGGCACCCCUGCCCUGCCCUCACCCGCUGAAGUGGGUGUGAUCUGUGCAGCUCCGGCCGCAGAAGAAGCCUGGUGGCGAGCUCAGGUCAUCACCUUCUAUAAGGAAACUAAUGAAGUAGAGAUCCGAUACGUUGACUAUGGAGGCUACGACCGGGUCAAGAUUGACUCACUGCGGCAAAUACGGUCUGAUUUUGUAACACUACCAUUUCAAGGGGCUGAAGUUUUGCUUGAUAACAUCGCGCCUCUUCCAGGAGAGGAUCGUUUUUCACCAGAAGCAACUGCAGCACUGGAGGAGAUGACCAGAGGAGUGGCCUUGCUUGCUCAGGUCUCCAACUAUGACAACAACACAGGCCUCCCUCUGGUCCACCUGUGGAACAUGGUCGGAGAAGAGGUGGUUUCGUUGAACCGUACGCUAGCAGAGAGGGGCCUGGGGGUUUGGCUGGAUGGAUUCUGAAUGCCCACAUGCUCUGAACACACCCCAUCUACCCUGUUCUCUUGUGAACAGCUGUCUUGGACCUGGGUUGUCUUGAGGUCCCAGGCCGCACCAGACACAGCGGUGGAUCUAAGAUUGUUUUUUCUUUCAUUGCUCCUUUUUUGUCUUUUUUUUUUUUUUUUUCAAACCCCUUAUUUCUUUGGAAAAUAAAUUAAAAAUUGUUUUCAGGCAUAAUCUGCAAGAACAGCGCUGCUUCAAAAUAAGACGACCUCCCCUCUUGUUCUUGUACUCAAACUUAAAGAAGGAAAUUAACAGGUACUUGAAAAAGAAAAAAUAGUAAACAUUUUUUAAAUCUAUAUUGUAACUAAAUAAAGGUUCAGCCAAUACUUUUGUCCACCCACAUCCCAACUUAAUUUCUUGCCCUUCGCUUUUGCUCACUGACUUGAUCAUUGUGCUGUAUGGAGGCACUAACGCCUGUGACACUUGUGAACAGCUUUUAAGUUUUAUUGGCAUGUCAGUCAGUAUGUCUGUAGGUUACAGUUCAAAGUUAACUCCUGAUAUUUGGGCUUCUUCUUUGGAUAGAAUGAGGAGGAUGGGCCAAAAUGGCUGAGUGACAGCAGUGACAAAAGGAGGUGAGGCUAGAGCACCCAGGCAGGGUUUCAUCGAGACAUGGAAAUCUGUGGGGUGUCCAUCCAGAGCUGCUGCUGCUCCUCCUCCUUUUUCAACCAGAACAGAGCUGGUUGCCUUUACGCCACCUUUCUCCGCCAGCUUGCACUGUGGUUUUUUAGAGGCAGACAUUUUAACCCACCAUAAAUGUAGUUGAACAAUCUCUCAUAUUGAAGCUCAAAGUUAGGCAAGAUUUCAUUAACUCAAUAAUUCCUGACGGCAUGUCAACAAGCCGACGUGAGGCUCGUGAUGCAGAUCGUUAAAGGGGCUGUUUGUUAAAGGCUGACAGAACUCUUGAUCCACUCAUUUGGUGACACCACCUCCAAAUCCCCAAAUGUUCGCACUCUACUACAGAAACCACUUGAAAUAUGUUGAUUAACUGCACCAUUACUGUUAUUUCAUCAUGGAUAUGUCCUCUGGUAUAAUUCCAAAGAAGUGGAUUUUGUUUUGGCUUGGGUGCCGUAUUCAAACACUGUUAGUAGGUUUUCAGUCUGCUCUACACAUGACUAAACUCUGACAUGGGAAAAAAAACACUACACAUGAUUUAGUUUGCAGUGCUGCUUCUCACAGUCGAUCAAAUAUUCGCCCAGGAGCCCUGCUGCUCUCUGCGCCUUACUGUCCAACACAGACAGCAGGGUCUUGUUCUUCACUUGGAUGAGGAUUUACUACUACUAUCUGUUAAUGUUAUUGAAAUGUUGGUGGCCUUGCAUCAACUUGCCUUAACUGAGCCUAUUGUAGGGUAUCAAUAAACUAAUUGAAGUAUCAGAGCUUUUUAAAGAUGUAACCUGAUCCAACAUGGAUCUGGUCAGAUGAAUUGAAACCCCCAAUUCACAGUGAAGAGAACAAGAGAAAAUUGGGGUAUAACAACUUUAGAAAGCCUUGCUAAUUGUGUUAAGACUAUAAAUGAGAUGAUCUAGCAGUUCUGUGAUGUUGCUUUAUGAAACGGCCCUCUGGAUUAGCUGAACUACAUUUGAAGAACAAGGUCCUGCUGAGUAGCUGGACCCACAGGCGCAUGAGGGGGAGACCCUCUUCUGUUCCGUCUAUCUGAAUAUCCCUUUUGCUCUCGUAGUAUAGCAUCAUAAUGUUCAUCCAGUGUCACAACAGCUGACCUUUCCUGUCUUUACACGUCAGUGUUCAAUGGAGCCCAAAGAGGCUGAACAAACCAUGUAAGGGAUUCAUUUCCAACCCCACUGUAAUUCUAAAUAGCAUAAACUCCAUUUCUUUUUCUUUUUUUAAGUCUCUUUUUAAAUGAAAAAUGAAAACAUUGUUACCCGAGCAAUAUGGCAGCUUUAUUUUGAACUUGAAGGACGGAGUGUGCAGGAUGGUGGGCUUUAAGUGCUCCAUGUAACACCACUACAAGGAAUGUUUCCCACAUAACAAAACACUUUAAAACGUUAUUUGGAUCAUGUCAAUUUAUCUCAGGAAUGGUUGAUUCGAUAUUGGGUUGAGGACUCUAUAUACCCGAGGGCAGCUGAUGGAGCAAAGGGGCAUGAUUGGGAUUAUACAGAGACAAUUCAAAUUUAUGGGAAAUUAGGCAAUUUAACGAAUAACAUUGAAGUUUUUUAGUUCUUAAAGUCUGUGUUGGAAUUGGAGCAGUAGCCAUAUGGUCUCUUGUUGGCUUGUGAGUGUACUUCCUCUCUGUUUCACAUGAACUGUCUGAUCCGGUCUGUCCCCCUUUUUUAAACCAGAUAAAUAACCUCACCAAACCUUAAAACAUUGUUUUAAUCCAAAUAGAGUUUUGUUAAUUUCUCUGUAAAUAAGAUAUUUGACUGUACUUUUCUAUAACACUGGAGAGAAAGGUAUAAAGGGAUCAUUAUUGGUAUUCUUCUGUUUGGUUUGUUCUGGUUCAUCCUGCCUCCCCUCUUUCAAUUAAUGUUCUCAAGCUGUGAGAUACGUGUUUGCGUAGCUAGACAAGUCAUCAUUUGAUUAUUUAAUUGGGUGUAAAGGUUGUCUGCCCUAAAGCAUUUAACAUGUACAGACCAGUUUUGCUAGGCUCAUAAGUUUGAUUUGUUGAUUGUACAGAUCUAUUAAGGGAAUAAAAUAAAGUUAUUGAAAGUGUU
Molecule: messenger RNA, 5498 nt
Organism: Pungitius pungitius (ninespine stickleback)
Lineage: Eukaryota; Metazoa; Chordata; Actinopteri; Perciformes; Gasterosteidae
Gene: akap1b
Product: A kinase (PRKA) anchor protein 1b
Exons: 12
Coding region: 250-2793 (847 amino acids)
Cellular component (GO): mitochondrion; membrane
Molecular function (GO): RNA binding; protein kinase A regulatory subunit binding
Source: RefSeq, a predicted model, not a curated record